AUGGCUAUUCCAUCCCUUUUAAGUUGUAAAAGCAAUAACAGUUCUAAUGACGACAAGAUAGAGGAAUGCACAAAUAAUGUGUACGAAUUAAAGAAUGAAUAUAUAUUUGUUUAUCGAUGUAAUAUAUGUUUAUUAUUAUUUACAUGUGUGUAUACUUUUGCAGAACAUAUUAUUUCGGAAAACCAUAGAGUUAAGCAAUUAGAUGCUUUAAAAAAAGAUAAAUAUUUCAACUGUUUGAGGUGUAAAUAUAUUUGUUUGAGUGUUGUUAAAAUGAUUAAACAUAUUGAAUUAUAUAAUCAUGGACAUAAUAUUUUGAAGAAAAUAAAAAAAAAAAUUCUGUACACUGGAAAGGCUAGUUGUGCAUGUAAAAUGAAAUGUUAUUUUUUUUAUUCUCAAAAUAAAAAUUUAACAAACAUAGAGAAGUGUACGUUAUAUAAUGAUAAUAAUAUAGAGGGAUAUGGACUAAAUGUUGAAGACAGAUAUGUUAUCCAUGAUAUAAAUGUAGAACAUAGAGUGAAUAAUAUGAACAAUGAAAAGAAAGAAACAAAAAAGAAAUACAAUAAUAAAAUGUAUAAUGAUGAUGAUGAAAAUGAUGAUAAUGAUGAUAAUGAUGAUAAUGAUGAUAAUGAUGAUUAUGAUAAUGCUUUUUUGACUUAUCAAACCAAUAAUGAUUAUGCUAACAAUGUUAAUAAUAAUAAUAAUAAUAAUAAUGGUAAUAAUAAUAAUUAUUAUAAUAAUAGUAAUUGUAAAAUACAAGAAUUUAUUAUGCCACUAGAUAAUAAUGAUAGCACAUUACAAAAUAAAUAUUUAUCUUUAAAUAAUAUACAAAAUAAAGAAUGCAUUAAAAAAUAUUCCUUACCAAUAAUCAUGGGGGGAAGUCAUGUAGCUACCAACAGUUAUAUGAAUUUCCAACAUCAUAAGAAUGAUCAUCAAGAAUAUAAUUCAUAUCCACAUAAUAUAGAUAAAGAACAAAUGGAUAUAAAUUAUUCAUAUCAUAGUGUAGAAAAAAUAAAUAAUAUUCAUACCAACGUUCUACUGAAACUUGAAGAAACAACUAAAAAUGAAACACACAAAGAAUAUAUGAACAAUAUUCUUUAUGAUCAGAAUAAAAAUGAAAAAAGAAAUUUAUUAAUACAUAUGUAUGAAAAUAAUUACAAUUUCGAUGAUAAUAUAAUAUCAAAUAAUAAUAAAUCAUACAUAGAAAAAGAUUUUUUAUCUAAUGAUGAAAAAAGAAUUAACUCUAUACAAUAUGGAAUAGAUCAUUUUGAUUUUAAUAUGAAUAAAAGAAAUACAUAUCCUACAGAUGUAGCUAGCCAUUCAUUAAUAAAAAAUUUAAUUCCGAAUAUUAACAAUUCAUAUUCAUCUAAUAUAAAUAACAAAAUGAAUGAGGUUCAAAUGGAUCAUAAUAUAAAUAAUCUUCAUAAUAAUAAGAAUAAAUAUACAAGCUGUAAUUUUGUACUACCUGGGGAAACAAACGAUGAAAAAAAUAAAGAAGAACAAAACAGAUCAUACAAUUUAAACAAGAGGGAUUAUAUAUUUCAUAAUUUAAUACAUGAAGAGAAUACUAUAAAUAAUACAAAUAAUACAAAUAAUAUAAAUAAUAUAAAUAAUAUAAAUAAUAUAAAUAAUAUAAAUAAUAUAAAUAAUACAAAUAAUACAAAUAAUACAAAUAAUACAAAUAAUAUAAAUAAUACAAAUAAUAUAAAUAAUAUAAAUUAUAUAAAUAAUACAAAUCAUCAAUUUCAAAAUAACAAACGUGAAGACAAUUCCCUGUGCCUUUAUAAUGAUGAUAUUGAAAAAAAUUCGUUUUAUCAAAAUAGACAUAUAUAUUUUGAUGCAAUUUUUAAUUCAUAUUUUCUUAAAGAUAUUCUACAGAAUGGGAAAGAUAAAGGCGAUAAUUAUAUUGAUGUUGAAAAUUAUGAAAUGAAAAAUGAGGACGAAGAAAUAAAACAAUUUAUACCGGUAAAUUUAAAUCCAUGUUUUUAUCCGAAUGAGCCUAAUAUAUUAUUGAAAUUACCACACGAAGAGAAAAAAAUUGCUGAAGAGAUGGUUGGUUAUGUGAACAAAAAUGUUGAUAAUGUAAAUGAUGAAAAUGAUGAAAAUGAUGAAAAUGAUGAAAAUGAUGAAAAUGAUGAAAAUGAUGAAAAUGAUGUAAAUGAUGAAAAUGAUGAAAAUAAUAAUGAUGGUAAUUAUAAUAAUAAUAUAAUUUUAAAUGAACAACCAUGUUAUAAUAAUAUAGAACGAGAAAUACUCAUGAACAUGAAUAAAUCGUUUUUCAAAGGUUUAAAUAAAAAUACAAAAGAAGACAUACAAAAUUUACAUGGAAAAAAAUGUUCUGACAAUAUGUGUGAAGAAACAAAUAAAGAAGAGGAUAUAGUAGAAAAUAUGUAUAUGAAAAAUAUAUAUAAUAAUAUAUUAAAUAGUAACAAUGACGAGAAUAAUAUUCAAGAUAAAUCUAAUAAUACGAGUAUAUGUGAUAUAAAUAAAAAUGAAUCUUUGUCAUCUUUACAUAAUAUAAAAAAUGAGAGCGAAAAUAAUAAAUACAAUAAAAUGAAUGAAACUAAUAAUGAUUAUUACUUGAAUAAAAUAGGACACGACGUAAAUAAUUUUUUAAAUAUAUUAUUUGAUAAAAAAAAUGAAAUGAUGAAUAAUAAAAACAGUGUGGUAAAUAGUAUGUAUACGUCAGACAAUAAAUUGGAUAUAACACAUAAUAAUAUAAACAACAACAAUAAUAAUAAUAAUAAUAAUAAAAACAACAACAACAAUAAUAAUAAUGAUAAAAACAACAAUAAUAACAACAACAAUAAUAAUAAUAAUAAUAAUAAUAAUAAUAGUAAUCUUUUUUGUAAUUAUGAUAUUCAGUAUGCAUCCAUUUAUGAUAACUCGCAUUUAUCCAAUGAAAAAAAUAACUUAUCUUAUGAUUUAAAUCUAUCUUCUUUACCAAGCAGUAACAUGAAUAAAAAUUUAAUAUAUUAUGGAAAAAAUAGUAACCUUCUUAAUAAUAAUACAAACCAUACAAAUAUACAAGAAGAUAUAAAUCAUAACGAUGUAGAAGGAAAAAAAGAAAAACAUUCAUUCAAUUUAUUACCACAUAACAUUUGUCAUAUUGAUAAAAAGGUAGAUGAAAAUAAUGGACAUAUAAUAUCACAUGAACAAAGUUAUAAUAUGAUUUCUCAAAAAAAUGUUUAUAACAAUUUAUAUCAUGUGAAUACAAAUAAUGAGAAACAAAAAAAAGUAAUAAUAAAUGAUCAAGGUGAUAAUACAAAUAUUUAUACCUCUAAUGAAUAUACAGAGGCAAAUAAAAAGAGAAUAUUAUUCGUUAAAGAAAUAAAUGAAAUAAAAAAAAUAAUCCAAAAAGAAACUAUGAACAGCAAUGCAAAUAAUAUAUAUUUCAACAAUAAUAAUAAUAUUAAUAAUAUUAAUAAUAAUAAUAUUAAUAAUAAUAAUGUUUAUAAUAGUCAUGUUGAAAAUAUUAUAAAUAUGAAACCAUUAAUAUAUUAUGGUAAGGAAAAAAUCUUACAUAAAGGAAAAUUUAAAAAAUAUUAUACUACUCCUCCUAUUCCUGAUAAUAAUAAUUUAUAUGAAAUUAGGAUGGUACAAAAAAGUAAUACAGAUACUUAUGCAGAUAAUAUAAAAUAA
This is a messenger RNA of Plasmodium falciparum 3D7, 3639 nucleotides long. RefSeq lists its product as uncharacterized. The record is from RefSeq and is a predicted model, not a curated record. NCBI's taxonomy places the organism in Eukaryota, Apicomplexa, Aconoidasida, Haemosporida, Plasmodiidae. Bases 1 to 3639 code for a protein of 1212 amino acids. The transcript has a single exon.